AUGGUAGAGGUAAGGAUUUAUUCUAUAUACUUUAACAGUGGAAUAAAACGGUCUCAAGGAAGAAAAGUCCCAUUUAGAAACAACGCCAAGGCAGUCACGCUACAGCAGCUAUUAAAAGCACUAAACCAGCUUAAAAUAGAGUACACUGUAGAGACUAAACAGCAUCCAAAACACUCAUACGAACUGUGCGCACAGUUCCUUCCCUCCACAUCCAAGCCAGAGGAGGUAGAAAGGCUGUUCAGUACUACAGGAGGUGCUGUUAAAAUCACAACAGACAGCAAAAGGCAGCUGAUAAAAGAUAUAGACAACCUAUUAAAUGGAAGCAAAUAAAGAACCGC
Molecule: messenger RNA, 338 nt
Organism: Nematocida parisii ERTm1
Lineage: Eukaryota; Fungi; Microsporidia
Exons: 1
Coding region: 1-330 (109 amino acids)
Biological process (GO): SRP-dependent cotranslational protein targeting to membrane
Cellular component (GO): signal recognition particle
Molecular function (GO): 7S RNA binding
Source: RefSeq, a predicted model, not a curated record